AUGGGCAAACCGACGACUUCUUCUGAGAAGACUGAGCCUGCAGUGGAGACUCCUGAGCAGAAGGAGGCUUCGGCAGAGGAGGCCGCCGAGCAGAAGUCCAAGGAGAACCCUACGAAGCCAAAGGCCAAGGGGAAGGCCAAGGCUAAGGCCGCGGCGAAGGGGAAGGCCAAGGCCAAACCAAAAGGAAAGGCCAAGGCCAAGGCAAAAGCAGAGCCCAAGGGCAAGCCGAAGGGAAAAGCACAGCCCAAGAGCAAGCCCAACAGCAAGGGCAAGGACGAGGAACAGGAGGCCGAGGACGACGAGAGCAAGAACGAGGAAACCCGCGACGUCGGGAAAGCCAGAAAAAUGGCUCGCAUGCUCAAGGCCGGCAACGUCCCCGAAGACGUUCGCAAGCUGUACGAGUCCGCGAACCAGCAGUCCAACCCCAGGCUCUUCAAGACUGAAUUGAUCAAUAGAUUGUUUCAAGUCAACAAGAGCGGCAACUACACGAUGUGCACCACCAGCCCGGACUUUCAGUCGUGGAAAGCCAACACGGACACCAAGUUCUCCGAGGGCUACAGCACGGGGGAGUCUUACUCCGUCAUGUUGUGGAAGGUCUUCCACGGCAACGAGGAAGCCUUGAAGACAGCCUUGAGACGUGGCGACGUGUACGAGCAAGGCGGCUUGUACCACACCUUGACUGUGAGGACAGGCCGCACCAAGACCUCGAAUGACACACAGCAGCUGAGUGGCGGCUGCGCCUCUUUGGACGUGGAGCAGUUUGACGCCCUUAGCAGCUUCUUCAGUGGCAGGCCCUGGGCUUUGCAGGGCUCCCAGUCUUUUGAGACCGCCACCAACAGGGAGUCCGGCCCUGAGACCUCUGUGGUCUUGGGGAACUCCAGUGGGCAGCGACAGCUGGCUCUGCAAGACAAGCCAGCAGUCGAGGUGGAGGUCAAGUGGAAAGUCGUGGAGACGAACUUGAGCGAGGCCAAGCAGGCCCUCGACAGGCUCCAGAGGGACGCCCAGCGCUACGUCUCCAAGGUCAAGCUUCUCGGGGACAGCGACCUUUCCGAGGAGAUCCACACAUAG
Messenger RNA from Symbiodinium sp. CCMP2592, 1068 nucleotides. NCBI's taxonomy places the organism in Eukaryota, Dinophyceae, Suessiales, Symbiodiniaceae. The record is from the annotation of a GenBank genome assembly.